CCCAUUGAGAAAGCAAGAAAAACAAAACCUGUUACAAGCAUGUAUGGUCAAGCAAAAUGAAUUCCCUCAGGGGCCAUGUCAAGAAAUGUCUCAAUUUGUACCGAGUCCAUCCUCUGAAUCCAUCCUCUCUCCAUGCAGGUGAUUUACGCCCUGAACGCGCGCCACGAUGAGUACGAGGCCAGCGUGGAGGCCCUGCGAGAGGCGCACCAAGACGAGCUGGAGAGCGCCGUGGCCGAGACCAGGGCCGAGCUGCUGCAGGGCCAGGGCGGCGCGGCCGAGCGCGGCCUGCAGAAGCGCGUGCACGCGCUGGAGAGCGCCCUGGAGGAGCAGAAGAGGCUGACGGAGGAGGCCCUGGCCGAGUCCGCCCUGUACAAGAAGCAGGCCCAGGACCGAGAGCCCGGAGCCGAGGCGCCCGCGUCCCCGGAGGCGCCGGGCCCCGACCGGAGCCCCCCGAAGGAAGGCCCGGGCCCGCAGGCCGACGCGGCCCCGAGCCACCGCGAGGAGAUGCAGAGGGCGCACCGGGAGCUGGAGAAGCUGCGCGCCGAGAACCGGCAGCUGAGCAAGGACUACGCGCUGCAGGCGCAGCAGCUGCAGGCCGGCUACGAGCGGGAGAGCGAGGCGGCGCGCGAGGCCGUGCAGCAGGCCGUGGCCGAGGCCCUGCGGCGCUGGCAGCAGGACGAGGCCGAGCUCCGCAAGGCCUUCCAGCUGCAGGAGAUGGCCCUGCAGGCCCAGGUCCGCAGGCUGGAGGCCGACCUGCAGGCCAAGAGCCAGCGCGUCAGCGACCUCAAGAAGUACUCGCUCAAGCUCAAGGAGAAGAUCCAGGACUUGGACGUGCAGCUGAGGGCAGCGCAGCGGGAAAACCUGGAAUCCAAGAGCACGGCCAAGCUCCUUGGCGAGAAACUGGCGGCGGCCACGGAGAAGCUCACGCUGCAGGAGCGCCGCGUCCUGCAGGAGACGGAUGAGAUGAAGACCUUGCUCAGCUCCCAGAGUGACGCGGGUGUCUUCAGAGCCCCCAGUUUCUGCCGGCAGCAGGAGCAGCAGCCCCCCACCGAGUGCGCAUGCACCCAGAGGAGUGAAGGAGCUCAGUCCCAGGAAGCUGGAGCUUCUUUGGAGAGAGAAUACGUGAAGCAGAAACAGGAGCUGCAGCUUCAGAAAAUGCGGCACCAGACGGAGGAGAUGAGAACGCACCUCAGGGAGCAGCUGGUGAAGGGCCUGGAGGACCUGGUGAAGAAGCACUCCGUGGAAAUCAAGGCUGCGCAGUCCUCGGUGGAAGUGGACAGAAAGAAGCUACAGAAGGAGGUUCAAAAGCAGUUGGAGGAAAUGAAGAAGAAAUCUGAGAAUGAAAUGAAACGCCUGGAAGAAGAGAAAGCCGCCCUGAACAUGAAGCUUCAGGAUUCCUUGCUUGAGGAACAGUGCUUCAAACAGAACGAACUUUCUAAGACACCACCUGAGGGAAGAAAAUGCCAAGAACAGUUGGCAGAAGAAACAGAAACUGGCCCCAAAGAGGAAGAAAGGCAGGAGAGCCCCGAGAGGCCGUGGAGAGAGCGCCAGCAGCCCCGGCUCCUGAAGGAGGAGGCGUCCCAGACACAGUGGCUCGAAGACUGCCCGGCCCAGAGGGCCGCGCUUCAAGCUCAGAUUUUGCAGAUGAAGCAAGCCCUGGAGCGGGCGGCCCACAGCCACCGCGAGGACCUGCAGGAGCUGAAGCAGCGCUCCGACAGGGAGCGCGAGGGCCUCUUCCGGGAGCUGCAGGACCACAUCCGGCAGAGCCAGGCCGCCAAGGCCCAGCUGGAGGCCUCCCACCAGGAAGCCCUCAGGACCAUGGAAGACGCCAAAAGCCAAGAACUGAAGGAGGUCGAGGAGCGCCUGAAGAAGGAGUUCGGCCACACGGUCCAGAUGCAGCUUCAGUCCCACCAGCGGGAACUCCAGGCCCUGGAGGAGAAGGCCAGCAGAGACCUGCAGGGGGAGCGCGAGCGGGCACAGAAGCAGCAGACACUCCUGCUGGAUUCCCUGAAGCUGGAGCUCGCCGAGCAGCACACGGCCUUUGUCAGCCAAGAGGAGAAAAUCGAGGAGCUGGAGGCCGAGCUGAAGAACCUGAGGGGGCUGAAGAAGCAGCAGGAAGGGAGCAGCCAGAGCCAGAUCAGCGCGCUGGCCGGGACCGUGGAGAAGUGCCAGCGAGAGAUGGCCGGCCUCAAGAACGAGAACUCACUCCUGAAGGAGACCCUGCAGCUGCUCAGCGCGGAGGCGGAGAUGCAGAAGCAGGGGGCCGUGCAGCUGCAGGAGAGGGAGAGGCAGCAGCGCAGGUUGCUGGAGGAGGACCUGCAGGUCAAGCACAAGCAGGAAGUAGAGACCCUGAAGCAGGACCACCGGAAGGAAAUCCAGAGCUUGGUGUCCAACUUCAGCAGCACACAGGCUCACCUGCAGAAGAAGAUCGUCUCCUUGGAAACGGACCUCAAAGACGCCCAAGAGAAGCUGCGGAAAUGGGAGUCGAGGUCCGAAGACUUGCACCUCAUCAGCAUUUUGCAGAACCGGCUGAGUGAGCGCGAAGAGAUCAUCAAGCACUUAACAGAGGAAAGGAGGUUUCAGUGUGCAGCCCUCCCCAACACUCUGUCUCACCGGAACAGGUCUUUUUCUUUCAACCCUCAUCCAGGCUACCUGACCCCCUCCAUAAAGAAAAAGAAAAUGGAGGAAGUUCCCAGCCGGGUGGUCAGUGUGCCAAACUUAGCCUCCUAUGCAAAGAAUUUACUGAGUGGUGAUUUGAGUUCCAAGAGAAAUGCUGCACCAAUAACCAAAUCACCAAGCUUAGACCCAAGUUCCAGCUGUGUUAGGGCUGGUCAUCAACCAAUCAAAUCUCCAGAUGCUAAAACUGCCACAAGGACUGAAGACAAUGAAACAACUCAAGCCAAAGAAGUCCAAAAACAAGGUUCUCAGCAUCAGGAAUGGUUUACAAAAUACUUUUCAUUUUAGACUUUUAAACAUAAUCUGAAAGAUAACGUUUGAGAAAAACAUUUUUUUCCUUCAAUAAUGUCCAAUUUGGGAAUGGAUUGGAAAAGAAAAGGUAACUUUUGCUAUGUAAUGGUACUUCAUAGCUUAGAAGAACUUUAGGAGAUUAAUAUUCUAUAAUGAGUUCACUAAGGAAGUUCCUUAGAUCAAGGUCAAGGUAAGAUCAUUUUCCUUCCUACUUGAAUACCACAACAAAUUAUUCAGUGUUAAUCAGAAAGCACUCAUUGGGAAACUUUCCAUAUGGGUUUUGUGCCACAUUUUUGGUGUUCACCAUUUACGGAAUGUUGGUCCUUGCAAAUUGUGUAAUUAGUUGGCUUUAUUUGUGGUUUUGUUGUUCCAGAAAGUAAUUUUGUGACUUUGAGAAAAGUGAUUGGGCUAGAAACAUGUUUUCUGUAAGCCAAUUCUGUGGAGCACGUCACCACAAUAAAAGGAGUAAAAGUCAUUUUCAUUGAUAAGAAGCUAAUCGAUACCCGUAGAGGCCGUAGAGCCAUUUAUCUCAUUGUGACUGCACUGCAUGGAACUUCUGUACAUUUAAAGGGUAAAUGGUUUGGGGUGAAUCAGGCCCCACUUAUACUGGUGGGCCGCUUCCUAGCAUUAGAUGUUUUCACACACUUUUAGUUUUUCCAUUAAAUCUACUUUGCACCUGGCAGAGCUAUGGGAUUUGACAGGACCCAACACCUCUUACGAUCCAAAAUAACCUCAGCCCUUUGGUGCUGGCCUAAUGGUGCUCCAUGAAACCAAUUCCGGUAGAUGAUGUUUACUCCUCUCUGUACUGGGCACUUGCCGAGACAACCAAUCUGCCUGUACUGCCACUUUUUAAGUCUUUGUUCUGAAUAAAGCCAACAGCUGGGAAGUCAAAAUGGUUCUGUUGUGUGUUCUUCAGCAGAAAGCUGAUGUUCCGAUCCACAGCAGAGGCUGGAAAGGGA
Messenger RNA from Sarcophilus harrisii (Tasmanian devil), 3926 nucleotides. RefSeq names its product family with sequence similarity 184 member B (gene FAM184B). The transcript has 17 exons. The coding region runs from base 133 to 2964 and encodes 943 amino acids. The record is from RefSeq and is a predicted model, not a curated record. Lineage: Eukaryota; Metazoa; Chordata; Mammalia; Dasyuromorphia; Dasyuridae.